Molecule: messenger RNA, 3198 nt
Organism: Naegleria lovaniensis
Lineage: Eukaryota; Heterolobosea; Eutetramitea; Acrasida; Naegleriidae
Exons: 1
Coding region: 1-3198 (1065 amino acids)
Biological process (GO): siRNA processing
Cellular component (GO): nuclear RNA-directed RNA polymerase complex
Molecular function (GO): RNA-directed RNA polymerase activity
Source: RefSeq, a predicted model, not a curated record
AUGAAAUCCAACAACGAGAACUCGGAAUUCCUCAACACGAGCACCUCUCUUGAACAUAACAUCACCUUCUUUGACAUGGGAUGGUUGCAACAUAUUGAACACAUUCUCACUUCACAACAACAACAAUAUUUCAAAACUCCACUCAUUCAUGAAAAGGAUCGACUCGAUCUGUUAAAAUGUAAACAAGUCUUUCUCUCGAGCUCGAACAUCAUUGAUGAUUCCGAAUCACCUCUCUUAGUGGAAUGUAUUAAAAAAUAUCAAAAAUUUCAAUUCGACAAUAAGAACCACCAACCGUAUGCACAACUUGGUUUUUCAGAAAAAUUCAAAGUCUUGAGUGCCUGUACGCAUCAAUAUUUAGUGAGUGUAAAGGGAUUGAAUUGUAUCCAUGCACGUUUAUUACAACAUUCCACAGAUUUCGAUCAUUCCGAUUCAAGGAAAUGGUUUCAAGAAAAUUCCAAACAAGAGGACAGCAUGAUGAACAACAAGUCGUCUUUUCAUCGUUUCAAAUUUGGUUAUGCUUGUUUUGAUGACCAACCAGAGAAGGAAUAUAAUUCUCACCAUCCUCGACAACAGCAACAACCAUCCACACCUCACAAUUCCAUUCAGGAACAAGAUAUUACACAGUGUUAUACAUGUCAAGUCAUUCCCUAUUUUACCUAUUGUCCAUACCUUCAUGAUCUUUUUCGUAAUGAAGAUGAUAAUUAUGCCAUUGCUCCUCUCUUUAUUAUUCGAUUGAAAAUGAUAAAGAAAUCAGAAUUGAAUGUCAAGAAUGAUGAUGACUACUCUCUCUUCCCUUUCCUCCAAUCACCCUUAGAGAGAAAACACACAAAAUCAGAAGAUUCGCUCUAUUUGAAAAUGGAAUAUCCUCAUUACUCAACCACCAUGAGUGUAUUAGAACGUGAACUACUCUUUUCACGUUCUUCGAAAUCUUCAUUUGAGUUUUGGAAUUGCAUGUAUGAAAAUUUACAAUCCUCAUUUUUAUCCAAACAUGGGAAACAUGCCAUGAAAUCAUCCUUCAACUCUGUUUACACUCCCUCAUUGGCUUCCCAAUUUGAAAAUGUACAAUUAUUAUUAAGAUCGCAACAAUUAGAUGCCAAGUUGAAAAUUGCAGGUGAGACUUUUCAAGUAGCACUUGAAGAUGAUAAUACAUUCUAUUUCAACUCUAAAUUUUAUGGACAAUUGAGUGGAAGAAAACCUCAUCCAUAUAUGGUUCUUGUCGAUGAUGAAACAGACAAGAAAGUUCAACAAGUGAAGUGCUUUUUGCAACGACCAGAAUUUUUAUUAACACUUCGAAUCAAUUAUGAUUUGAAUCAAGGACCUUUAUUUAUUUCUACCAAAUUGGCACAUCAAAUCAUUUCUCAUUUAGGAAGUCAUGAGGACAUCAAGCUUGAUGAAUAUGACCAAAAUUCACCUUUGACAUCACCUUCUCCUCCUUCCUACUUUAGAAUUGAAUGGAAUAACACAUUGGGUUAUUUAUUAACCUCUAAUGAGAAUGUCAAUCAUGAUUCUGUCAAACACACAUUUCUACUUGAAUCUCAACACGUGGAAACUCACCACUCGUAUCAUUAUCCCAUUCAUAUACUUGAUUAUUCUCAAGGAAGUGAUCAAGAUGCAGAAGCUAAUGUGAAUUUAUUACACAUGUUUAAUGGAUGCGAUCAACGAGGAGAAUUAGCACCAAUUUUUGAGAAACUCAUGGUUCGUCAUGUUGAAGAAACUAUGAAUUCAUAUUUAUGUGAAAAUAUUAAUGAUGAUCAACAACAAAGAAAAUUACUCAUCCGACAAUAUUUGAAAGAUGGAGAUUUUGCAGCAUUGAAUUUAUUGGGAAGUUAUCAUGACUCUAUUACUUCAUUUCUUGUUGGUCCAUUUCGUUCCAAAUUAUUGAACAUGAAAAUGAGAAUUCCAAAUUCAAGAAGAUUGUAUGGUGUUGUGGAUCCUUAUGGUGUGUUGAAAUCAAACGAAAUAUUCAUUCAAAUUUCAAACAAGAAUGGAACGAUGAAAACUCUCAUUGAGAAUGAAGUGAUCAUUACCAAAGAACCAUGUUUUCAUCGAGGAGAUUUGAGAAGAUUGAAAACUCUCAAUUCUCAACAAUUGAAUCAAAAUGAAUCAUUGAAACAACUUUUACAUUUGACCAAUGUCAUUGUAUUUCCUGCAUCAUGUAGCGACAGCACUUGUAUGAGCCUCAACAAGUAUUUCAUAUGUUGGGAUCAGGAAAUUGUAAAAGCAUGUGAGCCAUUCCCAGAUGAAAGUAAUAAUGUCAUUGAUUCAUCUUUGGAGAAUAUGAGAUAUAGAGCCACAACAGAUCCAGAAAUUCAACAGUUUUGGAUUCCUUUUCGAGAUGCUUUUGCAGAUGUUUUUGAUUCCAAAUGGACCUCUCAAGAAAUAUUCUCUUCAGUGAUGGCGAAUAUUCCUCCAUUGAGAAUGCAUGAGAAUUCUUCAAAAUUUAGAGAAAGAGGACGAAAUGUUGACCAUUCAUUCUCUUCUCAAUCCAGUCAUGAGAGUCUACUGAAAGAGUUUCCUGGAUUUCCUCAUUAUUACAUUCCUCAUGAUUUAAAUUUUUCAUGUUCUGUAUUUUCCAAGUUACCAACUCGACACAGUGUAUCUCUGUUAGGUCGAAUGUAUGACAACAUGAUCAAGAUCGUGAGUGAACGAUUGAAUCUACCUCAAUUAUUUGAAAAUGCAAGUUCAUUACUCGAUGAUCGUCGAUUGAUUCAAACUCUUUGGUAUUUGGAAUUGUAUAGAGGUCAAUCGUUACAACUAUUUUUGAAAGAACAAAUGAAGGAAUGGUUUCAUAACAAUCAUACAACAACAUUGAGACAUGCUCGAAUGAUGAGUGAAUUUUUAGAUUUGUUCUGGACAGUGUUACCUUAUUGGGAUCACCAUGAAGAAGAGAAUUCUAAUCAUGAGAAUUAUGUUUUUAGGUUAAUUGUCAUUUCAGAAAAUAUUGAAAAUUGUCUUUCCAAUCCACUCACUUAUCCUCAGAUUUUGGAUCCAUUAUGUGAAAUCUUUCAACAACCAUGUGCAUUCCUUGUGGAUUCUCUAUUUUUUAAACCUGAUGAGAGAGAUUGGGUACUUGAAAAGACCUUAUUGAAUACAGACCAUUUGAAAUGCCUUGUAUACAAGACUUAUUCAAAACUUGCUUUGAGAGAGCUGUUUUAUCAUCAAGUGUCAAAUCUCCAAUUGAAGGUUUGUGGAAAUUAG